AUACAGAGAUGGCUGAGAAUCCCCCCGAGCAGGUACCGCCAGAAGUUCCUGUCGAGGAGGCUUCAGCUGGAGAGGACUUUUCCCAAAUGGUGGCCACGGUUGCUGAGGAGGCAGCACAAGGCCAGGAAGAGAGCGACCAUGCAGCGGUUACGGGAGACGUUUCUGAAGGCGAUGAAGGGGAGACGGUGGAGCCGGGCAUCGAUGGUGAAAUCCCAGAGGAAGGGGACCAAGCUCUGGCCAAGCCCCAGGGUCUCGUACCCUCCGAUGAUCGAAAGCGCGAGAAGCUUUUAAAGGUGAAGAAAAUGCUCGAGAAGGACAAGGCAGCUACUCUGCCGACCACUCCGGCGACUCCGGCAACUCCUGCUAAGCUGGAUGAGGAGCAGGAUGACGAGCCAAAGGAGAACUAUCAAAGAGAUUCCGUCCAGGUGUACCAAUCGUUGGAGUCCGGUGGCGAAGAGUCCGCCGAUGACUUCGAAGACAUAAAGCUCAUCCUCAACGAAAAGGUUCCAUCUCCGGAUGAGGAGAUGGAGCAGUUUGAGGACGACGUGGAGUCGGUCGCCAGCGUGGAAACGCCCCGGCCCAGGCUGGGAAUGUCCCUGAAGACGGAGUUUCUUCGCGAGUUCGAAAGCCUGCCCAGCAUCUCGGACAUAUCGCUCGAUCCGGAGCCGCAAUCGGAGCCCGAGCCCGAACCUCUGGCCGAUGUCCAGAAAAAGUCGUACAGCUCACCGGACGCCGGUCACUUUGGUGAGGGCACGGAAAAUGCGGAAGAAGGCGAGUCGAAAUCUUCGAGUUCCAGUAGAGAUGACAGCACUGCUGCGGUGGCGGUGGCCGAGUCCGAUGAGGAAAGCGACGGCUCGGUAAUGUUGGACGACCUGCCCGAGGAACUGGGUCCGGGGGCCAAGCAGGUGGUCAUCGGUGACGAAGUGGACACCAUGGCCAUGUUCGCCGUGGCCGUGGCAGCGGAUGUCGAUGCGCAGCCGGAAGUGACGAUCCCGAUCGAGGAGCCCUUCUGGUAUCGCCUCACUGCCGAUUUCCUGGAGAAUCUAAUCGCCACCGUGGUGGCCAAUGUGGAGAACAACGACAGGAACAGGGAGCUGAAACUGGACAAGGGCAAGAUGCUGGUGGAACUGCAACGCCUGGUGGACGAAUACAAUUGCGAGAGGCACCAGAACUCCUUGAUAAACAAUGCCGUCUGCGAAUACUUUCGACGCAUUCGCAAGUUCAACAAUUUCCAGGUGCUGCCGCCAGAGGAUGCCUUUCAGGAGUUCUCGCGUUAUAGCCACACGCUCAACCAGGUCGACAGCCUGGUGGAGCGGGUGAAGAUGGUCAAGAUCAAGCAUGGCCACACCGUGUCACGCGCGAUGCUGGAGCUCAACUCGCUGGCCAGGCUCGCCUUCAACGAGGAGCAGCGCCUGGAGGGAUUCAUGCGCAAGACCCUCAUCCGGCGGGACAUGGAUCGGCUGAAGCGCGCCCUGGACAACGAUCUCAGGCGCAUGCAGGAUCUGCGCAACCAGGUCAGCGAGAAGCGCCACGAACUCAACCUGAACCUGCACAACCUGGCAUUUGUCGAUGAGAAAGUAACGAAUUUUGAGAAGAUCACCGACACUUUAACAAUUUCUCAAAUGCUGUGCGCCAACGAAUCCAUUAUUCAAUUGGGCAAACAACUAGAGGAAAAGUGCAAGGAUGUUUCGGUCAUGCAGUCAAACUACAAGAAGUCGAUGAUCGAGGAGACGUGCGUCCGGGAGAAGCGGGACAUGAUCGCCUAUAUGCUGAAGACGGCCAGGAGCGAGUACGACGUUCGGUUCGAGCGGCGGAACCGGCUGCGCCAGGAGCUGACCCGGCUCCAAUUGGAGCACGCCAAGCUGAAGACCAAGCGCGCCAAGCUGGAGGCCAAGGGCGGGCUGCUCUUCAAGGUGGCCCUGAUGUACGACUACGACCAGUGCGUGGCCGACAUCAAGGCACGGCGCAGCCACAUUCAGGCCAUGAAGAAGACCAGUGCCGAGCUGACCAAAACCCUUUACAAUGUGGAGCACGAGAAGCGCAAGUCCAGUAUUUCGAUACGCCGUCUUACUUAAUUGCGCUCCAUUUGUAAUUUUCUAUUUUCACUAUAAGACAAAAAUAAAUUUGUGUGCAUCUUA
Drosophila gunungcola (fruit fly) is the source of this 2138-nucleotide messenger RNA. RefSeq lists its product as uncharacterized. Bases 9 to 2075 code for a protein of 688 amino acids. The record is from RefSeq and is a predicted model, not a curated record. The transcript is spliced from 3 exons. NCBI's taxonomy places the organism in Eukaryota, Metazoa, Arthropoda, Insecta, Diptera, Drosophilidae.